AUGGACACAGACACAGGCAUGCACCAAAACCAACACAACAACCACCUCCACAACCAGCACAACAACCACCUACACAACCAGCACAGCAACCACCUCCACAACCAACAGUUCAAAACCCUGCACAACAACAACCACAAACAGAACAAGGACAUAAAAGAAGUAGAGAACAAGGAAACCAAGAAUUCUUAA
Molecule: messenger RNA, 189 nt
Organism: Trichomonas vaginalis G3
Lineage: Eukaryota; Parabasalia; Trichomonadida; Trichomonadidae
Exons: 1
Coding region: 1-189 (62 amino acids)
Source: RefSeq, a predicted model, not a curated record